Tupaia belangeri chinensis (Chinese tree shrew) is the source of this 946-nucleotide messenger RNA. RefSeq names its product nucleoside diphosphate kinase, mitochondrial-like. Gene Ontology annotation, biological process: CTP biosynthetic process; GTP biosynthetic process; UTP biosynthetic process. The record is from RefSeq and is a predicted model, not a curated record. Gene Ontology annotation, molecular function: nucleoside diphosphate kinase activity. Lineage: Eukaryota; Metazoa; Chordata; Mammalia; Scandentia; Tupaiidae.
AUGGGCACGCUCUUUCUGCGGACGGCCAGACGGUGCUUCGGAUUCCUAAGCUUUUCCAGGGGUCUGAGGACCUCGGUGAACCAGCACGGGACUGUAGCUUGGGGGUCAGUCCUCUUCAGGUGCUUAGUGCUCGGCGGCCCUCCCAGCCGCUUUGCAGCUUCUCGCCUGACACCUUGUGCUGCCCAGGGCUACGGGCAUCUCCUUGCCGUGUUGAAAGGCUGGAUGGGCCCCGCCGUGCUCGUCUGCCCGUCCAUCUGUCCCGGGCACCCGGCUGGCCCACCCUUGGUGGACAGCGAGCUGGGGAUGCGGUCUGCAGACGCGUGCCCAAGGCCCUGCUUUCAGUCUUCCGGGGCAGAUAUCCAGCGGCGGAAGUGCUGGACCUACGGCCAGUCUCCAGUCUCCAGGAAUGGCAGGACGACUCUCGGUGCAAUUCGGGCGCAGCAGUCACCCGGUCCCACCAGCUCCUGGAGCCGUGGCCAACCUGCAGCCACCUUCAUCACCAUCAAGCCGGACAGUGUGCAGCGUGGUCUGGUGGGCGAGAUCAUCGAGCGCUUUGAGCAGAAGGGAUUCCACCUCGUGGCCAUGAAGUUCCUGCGGGCCUCGGAGGAGCACCUGAAGCAGCACUAUAUUGACCUGAAGGACCGCCCGUUCUUCCGAGGGCUGGUCAAGUACAUGAACUCGGCAGUAGUGGCCAUGGUCUGGGAGGGGCUGAAUGUGGUGAAGACAGGCCGAGCGAUGCUUGGGGAGACCGAUCCAGCAGAUUCGAAGCCAGGCACCAUUCGUGGGGACUUCUGCAUUCAAGUGGGCAGGAACAUCAUUCAUGGCAGUGAUUCAGUAAAAAGUGCUGAAAAAGAAGUCAGCCUGUGGUUUAAGCCUGAGGAAUUGGUUGACUACAAGUCUUGUGCUCAUGACUGGCUCUACGAAUGAGGGGACAAGAACAGCAGCC